This is a messenger RNA of Elephantulus edwardii (Cape elephant shrew), 525 nucleotides long. It is a transcript of the gene TMEM278, whose product is annotated as transmembrane protein 88B. Lineage: Eukaryota; Metazoa; Chordata; Mammalia; Macroscelidea; Macroscelididae. The record is from RefSeq and is a predicted model, not a curated record. The transcript is spliced from 2 exons. Gene Ontology annotation, cellular component: plasma membrane. Bases 1 to 525 code for a protein of 174 amino acids. Gene Ontology annotation, molecular function: PDZ domain binding. Gene Ontology annotation, biological process: negative regulation of canonical Wnt signaling pathway.
AUGAUUGAGAGAGAGAGGGAAACAGAGGAAGAUGAGGGAGGGGGCACCUCUGACACAGCACCUAUGCUGCCCCGGAGACCGUCUGAUCACCAGGCCUCACCAGGGCGGGCAGGUCUGGCCCCCUGGGGCCUGAAGCCUCUACAGCUACCUGGCCGGGCCCUGGCUGGACUCCUUCUCCACCUGCUGCUGUCUGCCAUGGUGUUCCUGCUGGUGCUGCUGCCCGCAGCCGCCGUUGUCUACCUGGGCUUCCUGUGCCACUCCAGGGUCCAUCCGGCGCCCCGACCCCCAUGCCGCUCGAUGCUUUCCGACCGAGGUUCGGCGACGCUCAUCGCAUUCGGCUUCCUCUCGCUGCCACCGCUGCUCGUGCUCGCCUCGGCCGCCCGCGCACGCCUGGCCCGACGUCUCCGUCCGCUGCUGCCGCCCCUCCCGUGGGCUUCCGGUCCCGGGGACCACCGAGGGUCCAGGGGCGAGGAGCUGGCAGGCAGCGGUUUGGAUGAGGAGGAGCAGUUUUGCGCCUGGGUGUGA